AUGCUUGAUGUUGUUGAUGGUGAAGCUCAACAUGUUGAAUGCAGUAAGAUCCAAACACCAACUGAUGUGCUGGUCGUGCCUUCCGAUACCUUAGCACCUGUACCUGAAGAUUUUUCUUUUUAUGAUAUAUAUUACAAACAAGUCAAGCUAGGCAAAAUUGUAGAUAAUAUUACAAUUUUCUUCUGUAUUUAUGGAGAAAUGCUUGAUGUUGUUGAUGGUGAAGCUCAACAUGUUGAAUGCAGUAAGAUCCAAACACCAACUGAUGUGGUGGUCGCGCCUUCCGAUACCUUAGCACAUGUACCUGAAGAAUCAUAUGGCUUCUCAACUCUUCUUAAAAUUCGUCUUACGUUAGGAUUCUUUGGCAACUGA
Molecule: messenger RNA, 369 nt
Organism: Fraxinus pennsylvanica
Lineage: Eukaryota; Viridiplantae; Streptophyta; Magnoliopsida; Lamiales; Oleaceae
Source: the annotation of a GenBank genome assembly